Fibroporia radiculosa is the source of this 873-nucleotide messenger RNA. RefSeq lists its product as uncharacterized. Gene Ontology annotation, molecular function: DNA-directed DNA polymerase activity. Gene Ontology annotation, cellular component: delta DNA polymerase complex. Bases 1 to 873 code for a protein of 290 amino acids. The record is from RefSeq and is a predicted model, not a curated record. Lineage: Eukaryota; Fungi; Basidiomycota; Agaricomycetes; Polyporales; Fibroporiaceae. The transcript has 4 exons. Gene Ontology annotation, biological process: DNA-templated DNA replication; DNA synthesis involved in DNA repair.
AUGGCCUCAUCGAAAUCACAUAAGUUGUCUGUAUCCUCGCCAGCGAAGGGAGCUUCGACACCGCCGUUGAAGCAAGGCGUCCUUGGUUUCAAUGCUGCCAAACGUGCAGCAUCUUCCGGAUUCUCAAAAAGGGACGCUCGACCGUCGACCAAGCGAACGCUCUCGUCUACUGCUAGCUCAGACAAGUCCAAUGCUAUCGAAAUCUCUAGCGACAGCAGCGAUGAGGAUGAUCACAACGCUCAGAAUAGUGGAGAAAACAGGGAAACAGAGUCCCAAUCCACGGUCAGCCGCACAAAUGCCAGCAGAAAGUUAGGCACCGUGGGUCCUUUUGGCCGUGAAGGUGAGCCUGUGUCGAAGAAGAGACGCGCCGUGAAGGGUGUCUUUGACUCGAGAGAUGGGACCGAAAAUAUCGAAGCCGCGGAGAGCACACCAUCUGAGGAGGCCAAAGUCAAGCACCUCACUGUAGACGAUGACAAGAGCAGCUUGGAUCUCAAAGACAGGUCGGGAAGGUGGAGGAAACACUACGGAAUAGUCAGAGAGAAGAUGGGUAACAUAGAGCCGGCCUUCAUCAAACUAUUCAUUGACGUCCUCACCUCGCGGGCUCGGGUCUCGUCUGCGCUAAAAUUGGGACUAACAACACUGCAUGCGUCUUCAGUGCAUGCGCAUGGGCAAAACAUGGUGGAUCACAUACUGAGAGUCUUCGAUCUGUCAUAUGAGUAUGGUCCGUGCAUAGGGGUCACUCGCCUUGAACGAUGGGAGCGUGCUGAAACACUCGGCCUCAAGCCCCCUCCCGAGGUGAAGGAGAUCUUGCUCACCAAGGAGGGCAGCGAGGAUGCCCGGUAUUCCGAAUGCGUCUUCUACGGCGAGGUCUAG